GGUUUUGAAAAUGGAGACGUUUAGAGGAGAACGUUUCGGUGAUCACCCAGAGGCGAAUCGCAGUUCACAUUCAGGUAAUUUUUGUUCUUGGUUCCCUGAUGGGCAUAGACCUAAUUUCACCGACAACUACCAGCAGCGCCGACGCUACAACCAAUUCGACCAAAUGAAUGGCGACCCUGGCAAUUUUUUUGGUGGUCAAUCUACGCCAUUUUCUGGUCGGAAGAGAGGCUUUCCUCAUUCAGAACAUGUUGAUGGUGGCAUUCCUGCAAAACUCUAUGUUGCUCCAGUAUCAAGAACAGCUACUGAAGAAGAUAUCCGCCCCUUGUUUGGAGAACAUGGAAAUAUUGUUGAGGUUAUUCUACCCAGGGAUAAAAGAUCUGGUCAGCAACAAGGAUAUUGCUUUGUUAAAUAUAUGACAUUUGAAGAAGCUGACAGGGCUAUUAGAGCUCUAAACAACCAGUAUAUUUUUCCUGGGGAGCAGGCUGCGAUUAAAGUCAGAUAUGCUGAUGGAGAACGGGAACGCAUCGUGGCUCCUCCAGAAAAGUUGUAUGUUGGUGGCCUGAGCAAACAAGCUUCAAAGGAAAUAGAGGAUAUAUUUUCCUCGUUUGGGCAUGUUGAAGAUAUUUACAUCGUUCGUGAUGAGCUGAGGCAAAGUCGUGGAUGUGGAUUUGUUCAAUUCUCUCAUAGGGAUAUGGCACUGGCAGCAAUCAAAGGAUUAAAUGGAAUUUUCACAAUGAGUGGUUCUGAUCAGCCAUUAAUUGUUCGGAUUGCGGAUCCCAAGAAACCAAGGAUUGGAGAACAAAGGGGCAGUUUUGCAUUUAGUGGUCCAAGUUUUGGUCUCAAUCCUCAAGAACCAGUUAGGCUUGCACCCAAUCUUAGUGAUUCAAUUGGAAGCCGUAUACCCCCUAAUAAUUCUUAUCCCUUGCAACAUAUAUCCACUAAUUCACAGCCACAAGCUGUUUCCCUCUUGGCAAAUCAAGAAGCUGCUGCCCGAAGUGUCACACAACAAUUGCACUCUUCUCUGCUGCAACCGCCUUCACAGUUGUCUCAGAUGGCAUUGCAGCAGACACACCCUCUCCAGCAAAGUUCUCAGUCAUCUCAACAAAUGGCCUCUGAGAUCCCAAAGGAAUUGCAUCUAAGACAUCCCUUAACUCAAAAUUUAGAGCAGCAGCAAAGUUCCCAGGUUACUAGGCUUGAGUCUCCAAGGACUGGGAACACUCAUCAGACAAGUGCUUGCAUGCUAACAGUUCCUUCAGUACCUCAAAGUCCAAAUACAGAAUCUUCUCUUGAAUGUGAUUGGAGUGAGCACACUUGCCCUGAUGGAUAUAAGUACUACUACAAUUGUGAGACUUGUGAAAGUAAAUGGGAUAAGCCUGAGGAAUAUGUAUCAUAUGAGCAAAAGUUGCAGAAGCAGCAAAAGCUGCAAAAUCCAAGCGAGCUGCCUUCAUCAAAUUCAUGCCUUCUUUUGACCCAAGAAAUUGAUCAAACCCAAGAAGUGCAGCUUCAGUCACAUCUCUUCCAUCAGAAACUUCAUCUUCAACAACCUGCCAUCUCUGUAUCUGAACUGGAUCAUCUACAAUUGCAGUCUGAAACAAGUCCAGUAAUUGAUCGAGCCUGUGUUUAACAGUUAACUUCCUGGUUAAACGAGGCAUGCAAAACAUAUUUAACUUGAGAACUAGGGCAUGGGCUAUAAAGAGCUCAUAAACUGGAGUCAGGUGGAUGAUUGAGGCUUCCAUUGGUCUGCCAGUGAUUAUUGUGAGGUGUACCAUACAAGAAUUUUAGGUUUUUUAUUGGUUUGUAAUAUGUUAGAUGUUAGAUGGAAAGGAGGGCCUCUGUUCCAUGCCAAUAAAAUUUUAUAACCAGGUAGGCGGAAAAUUCAGCAAUUCUUUUCGUACUGUUUAAUUUUAAAACUUAGAAAAACUGUAAAUAAGGAAUUGUACGAUGAGAUGAGAUUAUUUUUAAUUUUUUUAGACGUGAUAAUUGAUAUGACUGGUCUUGCAAGUUGCACAUGACACUAUUGUUAAA
Mangifera indica (mango) is the source of this 2025-nucleotide messenger RNA. Its product is annotated as flowering time control protein FCA. NCBI's taxonomy places the organism in Eukaryota, Viridiplantae, Streptophyta, Magnoliopsida, Sapindales, Anacardiaceae. Gene Ontology annotation, cellular component: cytoplasm; nucleus; ribonucleoprotein complex. Gene Ontology annotation, molecular function: protein binding; mRNA binding. The record is from RefSeq and is a predicted model, not a curated record.